AGCUGAUUACGCUCAUUACGCUCUUUCCGGUAGAUUUCAACAUCGCGCCAUCCGUCGAUGAUUUGAUAAACAACAGCUUCUCGACUCUGAAAGUUCUUUAUUUUUUUAUUUAGUUCACCUUUGGUGUUAGUUUAUAAACGCCUAAACAUGGCCGACAAGAUGAGCAUGUCCCUAGAUGACAUUAUCAGGAUGAACAAGAGAGAAGGCCGCGGUGGAGGAGGAUCCAGGCGGGGAGGAAGUUCAGGUCGAUCCGGGGGAUCGUCGAGGCCACCGGCGCGAGGUCGCCAGAAUUUUAACCGGGAAAGGAACAGCAGGCCCGCUCCGUACACCAGGCCCAGAGAACUACCAGACAAGUGGCAGCAUGACAUGUUUGAGGAGCACGACAGCGGUCAGAGUGUACGAGCAGCUGAUCGAUUUGACAGAGCUGACAGAAGCGUGGAGAGCAGCGGAAAGCUUCUGGUUUCUAACCUGGACUUUGGGGUGUCCGAUUCAGAUAUUAGGGAGCUGUUCUCAGAGUUUGGAGCUUUAAAGACCGUAUCGGUUCAUUACGACAGGUCUGGUCGGAGUAAAGGAACCGCAGAUGUCCACUUUGUAAAUAAACCGGAUGCUCUCAAAGCAUUGAAGCACUAUAAUGGUGUCCCACUUGAUGGUCGUCCAAUGAAAAUUCAACAUGUAACAAUAGAAAUUGGUUCAGAGAGCAGUUCAAACAGAGGCUUUGAUCGGAGCAGACUCGGUCAGCCCAGGUUUGAACGGAGACCAGGUGGCAGCGGUGGAGGCUUCAGAGGUCGAGGGAGGGGAGGUGGCAGCAGACCUCAGCUCUCUGCAGAGGAGCUGGAUGCUCAGUUGGAUGCUUACAAUGCUGAGUGUCGGAUGGACACCAAUUAGGAGCACUCAGGACGCUGCUAAUUUUGUUGUUUUUUUUAUGACUUUCCAGGAUUGUUCAAUUAGACACUUUUAUUUUGGCGAUAUUAUUAGAUGGACCAUUUAGUUAACUUUUUUAAAAAGAAUUUAUAGCCAUGUUGUUUGGUGCAGGUUUUAGUUUUAUUUAUAUGAACUGUAAAUUGCCUUAAACCUCUAAUGCAAUUUGACUUGUUUUUUUUUUGUAAUUGAUGCAUGAUUUGAUUCAAAUUUAAUUUCCUGUAACGAUACACAUUUCUUUUUUUUAUGUCAUUACUGUACUUGAAUCUUGUCUUGUUAAGCGUUUUGUAAAUAAAUGCAAUAAAACGAACUGGCUAGUAAAAUUACUCCCAAUAAUA
Nothobranchius furzeri (turquoise killifish) is the source of this 1256-nucleotide messenger RNA. RefSeq names its product THO complex subunit 4. NCBI's taxonomy places the organism in Eukaryota, Metazoa, Chordata, Actinopteri, Cyprinodontiformes, Nothobranchiidae. Gene Ontology annotation, molecular function: mRNA binding. Gene Ontology annotation, biological process: mRNA export from nucleus. The record is from RefSeq and is a predicted model, not a curated record. Gene Ontology annotation, cellular component: nucleus.